Molecule: messenger RNA, 1062 nt
Organism: Camelina sativa (false flax)
Lineage: Eukaryota; Viridiplantae; Streptophyta; Magnoliopsida; Brassicales; Brassicaceae
Source: RefSeq, a predicted model, not a curated record
AUGGAUCAGAAGAAGAAGUGUAUUACAGGAUUAUGGGAACUAAAUAUUCCAUCAAAUCUCUUGCAAGCGAUACUGUCCCGCCUCGGAUUAAAAGCUAACAUACAAGCCUCUGUUGUCUGCAAGACGUGGUGUGAAGCAGCUGUUUCUGUCAGGAAGAGAAAGUUACAGCCUCCUCUUCCUUGGCUUUUUUAUCUAAAAAGAGGAAAGUACAUUCUUUUCGAUCCAUCACGGUCUCAAACAUACUACCAAACUUCUCCGGAGUUAAAGGGGGUAAAGGGCAGUGAAAUAUCUUGUUCUAAGGAUAAGGAUGGUUGGUUGCUUGUGUCUUCAGCUAAUUACUCGAAACCGGUUUUUUUCUUUAACCCGUUUACCCGGGAGCGUAUCAACUUACCCAAAAGGUCGUCUGGCAAUUUCUCAUGUAAUCAGUUAUCUUUUUCAGCCGCUCCUACAUCAAGUAGUUGUUUGGUGAUCUCGUUAACCAGCUAUAGUCACGAAAACUCUGUGAUUACUUCUUGGCGACCUGGUGAAACCGUAUGGAAAGUCCAUCGAUUUAGAUACCGGCCACCCAGAGGCAUGUGGACCAAAUGUGUCUUCUCGAAUGGUGUGCUCUAUUGUCUCAGUACCUCCGGCUACCUCAGCGUUUUCGACCCGUCUAAAGAAACUUGGAAUAUUCUUCGAGUGAGACCCUGGUCAUAUCCCACCGUUGGUCCUAAAGAAUUCGGUAGGCGAGUGUUGAUGAUGGAGAAUGAAGGAGACAUCUUUGUUAUGGUUUUGCACCACCCCGACAACAACCCAUCAGUGUUUAAACUAAACUUGAAAUACAUGAAAUGGGAAGAGAAGAGAGAUGUUGGUGGCUUGACAAUAUUUGCAAGUUACCCUGGCUCUUUUAUAAGAGCUAGUCUCUCGGCCAAUGAGAGGAACAAAGUGUAUCUAUCGGCUAAGGAGCCACACAGCGUAUACUACUCCCUCGGUGAUGAGGAAAGCUCUGGUCUUCCUACAAAUAUAUAUUUGUCUAAACGCAUCGCUUGGGUCGAUCCACCUCACAACAACGUUAUUUUGUGA